AUCCGAAACAUCGGUGACAUUUGAAUAGAGUCGACGAUCGUAAAAAUAAGGAGUUGACGUUUCAAAAAUUGCAUAUCAGUGCAUCGCAGAAAAAAUACUUUUUGGUACAUCCAGAUUGGCUAAUGAACACAAACUGUGCUGCUUCAAUUCCUUUUUGGUAUUGUAGGGUUCGAAUCAUUGAGACCACGGAACAACAUGUCUUUGAAGCCAAAACGGAUAGACUUCGAGAAGGACUGGAAUGAGUUGAAAGGAACCAUCAAAGAGGUAGUGACCCUCGGUAGGGUAAAUCGCAAAGAAUGGGGCGAUCGUUUCGGAGUAAUUUACUCAAUAUGUGUUGCUCAUCCAGAACCACUGGCGGACAAAUUAUAUUCGGAAACGAAAGCAUUUCUGGAAGAACACGUACGUACUCUAUUGAAAGAAAAGGUGACGCCUCCUUCCUCGAGUCCAAAUAAAUCCGAACAAUCAAUGUUCGCUUUACUUCAACGUUAUUAUGCUGCUUGGGCACAAUACAAUAAAGGUGUUGAAUUUCUGAACCAUCUUUAUCUGUACUUGAAUCAACAGCACAUAAAAAAGCAAAAGUUAUCAGAAGUUGAAGUAGUUUAUGGUUGCAUUAAUCACGAUUCCCAGGAACAGCUCGAAAUCGGCGAGCUUGGUUUAGAUAUCUGGCGGCAGCAAAUGAUCAUAAAUGUAGGGGAUGCAUUGGUUACGCAGCUGUUGGAGGGCAUCCGUAAUGAUCGCUUAAACACCAACCAGCGAUCCGACUUGGAACACAUCAUUAAAGGAACUAUCCAGAGCUUCGUUUGCGUCCAAGAGUACAAGAAGAAAGGUUCAUUGCAGUUAUAUCAGCAGACUUUUGAAGUCCCAUUACUACAAGAUAGCGGAGAGUUCUACAAAGUAGAAGCAAAUAGAUUGUUGCAGAUUUGCACUGUUAGUACCUAUAUGGAAGAAGUAAUAAAAAAGUUAGAUGAAGAAAAUAGGCGAGCUUUGAAAUAUCUCCAUAACAGUUCUAUCCCGAAGCUGCGAAAAGAAUGUGAACAAAGAAUGAUAACGGAUCACCUAGAAUUCUUGUAUUCUGAAUGUAGUGAAAUGGUAUCAUCCGAGAAAAAGAAGGACCUUAAGAAUCUCUACACGAUACUAAAGCCAAUACCAGAUGCACUGAAAGUAUUGGUCCAAACUUUUAUGGAACACAUUAGGAACGAGGGAAGUCAAAUGAUAGCUACCUUGAAGGGGGAAACGAUACACGUUCAGUUCGUAGAAGGAAUGCUUCAGGUCCACGAGAAGUAUGAGGCGCUCAUUGCCGAUACUUUUAAUUCGGAUCCUGUAUUCCUGAGUGCCCUAGACAAAGCGUGUUCAAAUGUCAUUAACUCGAAACUUUGCGAAAAACAACCUAGCAAGAGUGCUGAACUGGUAGCAAAAUACUGUGAUAGCUUGUUAAAGAAGUCUAAGACGACGGAAAUUGAAAUCGAAUCGAAAUUGACCAAAAGCAUCACUAUCUUCAAGUACAUCGAAGAUAAGGAUGUGUAUCAGAAGUUUUACAGCAGAAUGUUAGCAAAACGACUUAUUCACGACCAGUCGCAAAGUAUGGAUGCCGAAGAAAUGAUGAUCAAUAAACUUAAACAGGCAUGUGGUUACGAAUUUACGAAUAAAUUACACCGAAUGUUUACGGAUAUUUCUGUAUCAGCAGACCUGAACAUGAAAUUUGGCCAUUACUUAAAGCAACAAAAUAAAGAACUAGGAAUAAAUCUGUCUAUUAAAAUCCUGCAAGCUGGUGCUUGGCCGUUAGGCCCCACGCAACAAACAACAGGCUUCGCGGUACCUCAAGAGUUCGAGAAGCCUAUCAGAUUGUUCGAAAGUUUUUACCAUGUGAAUUUCAGUGGGCGAAAACUGACUUGGUUGAACCACUUAUGCCACGGAGAAUUGAAAAUCUCCUUUGCAGAUCGGAACUACAUGGUUACUAUGCAAACUUAUCAGAUGGCCAUUCUUUUGCUGUUUGAAACUGUGGAUAGUUUGCACUACAAGGAAAUUCAGGAUUCGCUGCAACUGAACAAGGAUAUGCUUCAAAAGCAUAUUCUGAGCCUUGUUGAAUCGAAACUAUUGCUAUCCGAUACGGAGAGUGUCGACGAAAACUCAAAACUAUCUCUGAACAAGAGUUACAUUAAUAAACGAACAAAAUUCAAAAUCACUGCUGCUUUACAGAAGGAAACUCCUCAGGAAAUUGAAAGUACUAUUAAUUCUGUCGACGAAGAUAGAAAGAUGUAUCUGCAAGCAAGCAUUGUACGUAUAAUGAAAUCCAGAAAAGUUUUAAGACAUAAUGCUCUAAUUCAGGAGAUUUUGUCUCAGUCAAAAGUGUCUUUUGCUCCUAGCAUUGGUAUGAUUAAAAAAUGUAUUGAAUCGUUGAUUGACAAGCAAUACAUGGAACGGACACCUAACUCAGGAGAUGAAUAUAGCUAUGUCGCAUAAACCUGUCUUCUGCUUUAAAAGUUAUUUUUGCAAUUCAUCAAUAAACAGUUUCAAAUGCAAAUUUA
This is a messenger RNA of Armigeres subalbatus, 2525 nucleotides long. It is a transcript of the gene Cul2, whose product is annotated as cullin-2. The transcript is spliced from 12 exons. Bases 196 to 2460 code for a protein of 754 amino acids. Gene Ontology annotation, molecular function: protein-macromolecule adaptor activity; ubiquitin protein ligase binding. Lineage: Eukaryota; Metazoa; Arthropoda; Insecta; Diptera; Culicidae. The record is from RefSeq and is a predicted model, not a curated record. Gene Ontology annotation, cellular component: Cul2-RING ubiquitin ligase complex; SCF ubiquitin ligase complex. Gene Ontology annotation, biological process: protein ubiquitination; SCF-dependent proteasomal ubiquitin-dependent protein catabolic process.